This is a messenger RNA of Oryza sativa Japonica Group (Japanese rice), 1505 nucleotides long. RefSeq names its product mediator of RNA polymerase II transcription subunit 19a. Lineage: Eukaryota; Viridiplantae; Streptophyta; Magnoliopsida; Poales; Poaceae. Gene Ontology annotation, biological process: positive regulation of transcription by RNA polymerase II. The record is from RefSeq and is a predicted model, not a curated record. Gene Ontology annotation, molecular function: transcription factor binding; transcription coregulator activity. Gene Ontology annotation, cellular component: mediator complex.
CCUCUGUCGUGGGUGAGUGAGUUAUCCUGAUAGAGGAGGCCUCCUCGUCACUUUGCCCCCUUGCCCACCGCUGCCGCCUCCGGCGAUCCCCAUCCAUCCGGCGAGCGAGCAGGGCGCCGUUGUUCUUCCUGCCACAUCCAUCCUGGUGAGCACAUCCUCCGCCACCGCCGACCCCCAACCAUCGCGCGAGCGAGCGAGCGACCGUCGCUCGUCCUGCUGCUUCCGCCACAUCGGUGGACCGUGGACAUGCACACUACAAAUGUCAGGGUUUAAUCGGAUGGGUUCUGAUGGCAAUUUUGGCAAAGGUCCACGGGAGCUCACUGGUGCUGUUGACUUAAUUAGCCGUUACAAGCUCCUGAACCAUCAUAGUUUCUUUUGCAAGAAACCUUUGCCACUGGCAAUUUCCGAUACAAAUUAUCUUCACAAUGUUGUGGGAGACACAGAAAUACGUAAAGGGGAAGGAAUGGAGCUUGAUCAACUCUUUCAGGAUGCAUACCUAAGGGAGAAGACCUCUUACAUUCAACCCUUUGACAUGGAAACACUUGGACAAGCAUUUCAGCUGCGAGAAACAGCACCAAUAGAUUUGCCUUCUGCUGAAAAAGGUACGCCAACUAUAUCGGGUAAAUCAAAGAUCAAGUCCAAAGACAAAGUAAAGAAGCAUAAAAGGCACAAGGAGAAAGACAAGGACAAGUACAAGGAUCAGAAGAAGCACAAACAUCGCCAUAAAGAUCGGAGUAAAGAUAAAGAAAAAGAAAAAGAAAAAGAAAAGGAAAAAGAAAAGAAGAAGGAUAAGAGUGCGCAUCACGAUUCAGGAGCUGAUCGCUCCAAAAAACAUCAUGAGAAGAAGAGGAAGCAAGAGGGAUUGGAAGAUUUGGCAAGUGGUCAUAACCCCAAGAAAGUACAAAAGCGCAAAAAUCAAUGAAAUGAGCAAUGGGUUUCGUUAGUUCUCAUGCAAGAUAUGACAAGUUUGUUUCUGGUUAGCCUUGUAAUGUGACUCCGUGUUGAAUGCUGUCAAAGGUAGCUUUGAAGUUCUUGCUUGGCAAUAUCACUUCCCGAAGGUACUAUGCAGCUACUUGUAACGGAAAUUUUAUACCAAGCUGGUGAGAAGCACAAAGAUUGCUGUUACGUUGGAUUAUGAUGUACAGCAGUUCUGACGAAACUUAGAACUUAUCACACGGAAUCGUUGAACUUGUAAUUUCAGCUUUAUGCUCGCUAGCAAUUCUUCAGUAUGUCAUGUCUUGUAUUUUAGAUGAAAACCGGGUUCGUUGUCAAGCCGCAUUACACGCCCAAAUACUACAGAACCCAAUAGAUACUUGGUAUUUAUCCACGAUCCAGCAAAAACUAUGUUGGUGAUGAACACAAGGAACUACUACGUUGGUAUUUAUCCACGAUCCAGCAAAAACUAUGUUGGUGAUGAACACAAGGAACUACUACGUUGUAUCUUCUGUAUCAGUAUUGUUUGACACUUGGCAGCAAUAUAAUUGAAGACUAAAGUCAUGGAUCAA